This is a messenger RNA of Dromiciops gliroides (monito del monte), 5763 nucleotides long. RefSeq names its product ADP ribosylation factor GTPase activating protein 1 (gene ARFGAP1). The record is from RefSeq and is a predicted model, not a curated record. The coding region runs from base 284 to 1585 and encodes 433 amino acids. NCBI's taxonomy places the organism in Eukaryota, Metazoa, Chordata, Mammalia, Microbiotheria, Microbiotheriidae. Gene Ontology annotation, molecular function: GTPase activator activity. Gene Ontology annotation, biological process: regulation of endocytosis; regulation of ARF protein signal transduction. The transcript is spliced from 14 exons. Gene Ontology annotation, cellular component: Golgi membrane.
CUCCCUCUUCUCCUCCUCCUCCUUCUCCUCCCCCUUUCUUCCUUUUUUCCUUCCCUCUCUCCCUCCCUCCCAGCCUCCUCAAGAGCCUACCCACAAUGCCCUGCAAACUGCAACGUAGCCGGAAGAUGGCGGCUGCGAUAUAGAUGUUAGGACCGCGGCUCCUUGGGCUCCUCCAGAGACUCCUCGCCUCCUAGGGCCCCGGCGGUGUCGGAGGCUCCGACCCCCCCUACCCCAACCCUCAGCCCGGCCGAGCCCUCCUGCUGCCUUCGGUUCCUGCAGAAUCAUGGCAAGUCCAAGAACAAGGAAGGUCCUUAAAGAAGUCAGAGCACAAGAUGAAAACAAUGUCUGUUUUGAGUGUGGUGCAUUCAAUCCCCAAUGGGUGAGUGUGACCUAUGGGAUUUGGAUCUGCCUGGAAUGCUCAGGGAAACAUCGAGGCCUAGGAGUUCACCUCAGCUUUGUUCGCUCUGUUACUAUGGACAAAUGGAAAGACAUUGAGCUCGAGAAGAUGAAGGCUGGGGGAAAUGCCAGAUUUCGAGAAUUCCUGGAAUCCCAAGAAGAUUAUGAUCCUUGUUGGUCAAUGCAGGAGAAAUAUAACAGCAAAGCUGCAGCUCUUUUUAGGGACAAGGUAGCUACGUUAGCAGAAGGAAAAGAAUGGUCACUUGAAACAUCUUCUGCUCAAAACUGGACUCCACCUCAGCCUAAAAUGGCUCUAUCCUCAGCUCACCGUACUUCUGGUCAAUCCCAAAAUACAGCUGCCUCUUCAGACAAAGCUUUUGAAGACUGGUUGAAUGAUGAUAUCAACUCAUAUCAAGGAGGCCAAGAGAAUCGCUACGUUGGGUUUGGUAACACAGUACCCCCUCAGAAAAAAGAUGAUGACUUUCUCAAUAAUGCCAUGUCAUCACUGUAUUCGGGCUGGAGCAGUUUUACAACUGGAGCAAGCAAGUUUGCUUCAGCAGCUAAAGAAGGUGCUACAAAAUUUGGAUCCCAAGCAAGUCAAAAGUUUUGGGGCUACAAGCAGCAACCAGAGCCGGCUUCAGAGUUAGGUCACAGUUUAAAUGAAAAUGUUCUCAAACCUGCACAGGAAAAGGUGAAAGAGGGAAAGAUUUUUGAUGAUGUGUCCAGUGGGGUAUCUCAUUUGGCAACCAAGGUUCAGGGGGUUGGCAGUAAAGGAUGGAGAGAUGUCACUACCUUCUUUUCAGGAAAAACAGAUGAACCCUCAGAAAGACCACCUGAGGGUGAUAGUUACCAGAACAGUGGAGGAGGACACUACCAGAACAAUGCUAUGGAUCAGAAUUUCUGGGAAACUUUUGGAAACUCAGAUCUCCCCAAGACCCAUAAAUCACCUAGCAGUGACAGCUGGACAUAUGCAGACAAUUCCACAGAGAAGAAGAGCUCAGAUAGCUGGGAUAUCUGGGGCUCAGGAACUGUCUCCAACAACAAAAACAGUAAUAACAGCGACAGCUGGGAGAACUGGGAAACCAACUGGGAAAGUGCUGGAGGGGAGGGCAAAACUACCAAGGCCCCAAAGAAGGCAGCCAAAGCAACAACAUCCUCUGACGAAGGAUGGGACAACCAGAACUGGUAGACCCAGUCUUGGCCACUGGAGGAGAGAAGCUCCCUGAAGGUUAUAGAUCAUCUUGUGCUUAGUCUUCAUUUCUCCUUAUAUCUGUUUUACCUGAGACAAAAAUAACCCAUGAAGCAAAGUGAGAUUCUCUUAGGUGAUUCAGCACGGCCAUUGCUCUCCAGUCAUCAAAGCUCUUUGCAGGCACCUGAACUUCCUUGAGUCACCAUUUGAAGCCAGAUGAUUUUCUUCAGGUGUCCUGCCCCAGAAACUUCCAGUUCAAGUGCAAGCACGUUCUUGUGGCCCCGUACUGCAUGUGCAAUUUUUUCUAGAAUUUCUUGUGCAGCCUUCAUUCUAAUGAUGUGUUAGAGUCCAGGACAGGACAAGGGGCAACAGAAAGAACUUCAGUUCUUUGAAUGCAAAAUGAAAGACAUUCAUUGAAAUGACAUUAAAUAAAGCAUCUUCCUGAAUUGUUAGGACUGGAUGAAAUUAUGUGAAAUGUUUUUGAUCUUCUAUGAAAUGUCUUUUUAAAUUGAAAUGCCUUUUAAGUUUAAAGGGUUUUGAAUUUUUUUCAUUGUUCUCUAGAAGGAAUUCCUAGAGUUGGAAAACUGAACAAUAUAGAAAGCAAUAUCAUGCCAACACUGACUGUUGGCCAUCCUGCCCCUAUUUGGAUGGCCAGAUAGUCACUGUUGCCUUUUUUCUGUCUCUUACCAUUUCAGAUGUAUAUGUCCAUUGUUCAAAUCCCUCAGGUUGAUAAUAUUUAUAAUGCAAAGCAACUCAACUUAAAACAUUAUUACUAAAGAGUAUUCUUCUGUCAUUCCUUUUUACCUUUCUACUCUAACUUGCUAACAUGAACUCUCCAAUUAGUAACUUUUUCCCUUAGCAUUUCUCACAGUACCUCAAAAUACUGAGAUCUUUUUACCACUGUCACUUCCAUCGAUUUGAACUUUAAAUCAGUGUUAAUACCAUAAAGGAAUUCAACUGGGACAAUAUCAAAAUGAAAGGAGCAAAAAUAAAAUACCAUCAAAUAAAAUGGCAGACCACUUUGGAUCCAAAUAUAAAUGUUAUUUUUAAUCUCCAUUCUGGCUCCAAAACUAGUUUCACUUUAUUUGUUGUGUAGCUAGUCAUUAGAAUAACCUCUGCUUUCUUUUGGUUCCUAGCUGCUUGCUCUGGGUGUAAGAAAUUAAUUGUGAUUUGGGGUUUCCAUCACCCCAUCUUUGCUUCAUUAUGGUCAGACUGAAAAGAUGUAAUCUUGAAAAAGCCUAAGAGAAGAUAGGUGUGUUCUUUAUUAUAACAAAAUUGCCCAAAAAGAAUAAUUUUAUAGGGAAAUGUACCAGAGAAGCAGAUUUUUAUUAUCCCAAAUAUAUCACUGUGCUUUUCUCUAGGCAUCCUACAAAUUUUCUUUACUGUUUCAGUGUUAAUGUAGCUUUUUUUUUUUCUUUAAUCAGUUUUGGAACUCACCUGAACCUCUAAUCAUGGUGCCAUGGAUGAAAAUCCUCCUCAGAAAAUGUGACACCUUUUUAAACCUUUAACUGACUUUCAUAGAAUUUUUACACUCCCUAGGGGGGUGAUAUUUAUUAUCUACACAAGUUUGUUCAUGUUAACUUUUUGGUAUUGAAAAAUUUGGUCAAAAACCACAAAGAAGGAUUCUUUUUGGGGGGCAGGGGAAUAGUGUGUGUGGGGAUAUUUCUUUCACAUCAUAAUUGUACUAUAUCUUGGUCACCUAGGCAGUGUCAGCAUUUGAAGAUGGAAAAAUUAUACUUUGCAUAUUUGAAGUUGGCACCAUUGCUUGUCACCACACCAUAUUUCCUGGUUUCAAGUUAACAUUUAACCCUGCAUGUUUUUAUUUUUAUUUUAAUUUUCUUUUAUUUUUCUAAUGGUUUUUCCUUUUAUGAGUGUCUCCUAUGUCUGCAGUUAUUGAAUCUUCUAGUGAGCUAUUUUACUUGUCCAUAUGGGAAUUUUAUUCGGUUUAAAUGUAGUAGUUUAACUGAAAUAUUACUUCUUUCCACCUCCUCUGUAUUCUUCUACAUGGAGACCUCUUUUAGACAAGGAACAAAAUAGAUCUUAACAAAAGAGAUCUGUAUUUUGAUGAUAGGAAUUUUGUCAUGAUGGCCAAGAUUCUCUGCUCUUUUAGGAAUGCCUAGACUUUUUUUCAUCCAUCCUGUCAUUGUAUUCUGAAGACUCCACAGUUUAAUUGCAUGUUAACAUGAAAUAAUUUGAUUGAUUGUCCGUUAAUCUUUUUGCAUCAACUUUUACCUCUGUCACUUGUCAUCUGCGGAUUUUUGAAACGGUAGUGCAUGUAAUCUGAAAGCAUCGUUGUCUAACUUAAAUAUGAAAAUUUUUUCCCCUUUCUUGACUUAGCAGUAUGUGUGUGUAUAUGUGUGUGUAUAUAUAUAUAUAUACACAUAUAUAUGUAUAUGUAUAUAUAUAUAUACCCACACACAUAUAUAUAUAUAGUAUGAUGGUAGCAGUAUUUAUGUCAACAGAAGUCACUCAAUGGAUUGGGUCAUCUAAAUUGUUGGAAGGUAUCACCUCAAGUGAUCCAUAGACAUUUUGGCUUUCUGUAUGCUCUCUUAUUGUUGGAUUUUAUCAAUCAUCUUCCUAUAUCAAGAUAGACUUUUAGAUGACAAAAAUCUCUUGCAUGUUCUUUUUGUUUUAACAUUCCAUUUCUUUAUCCUUUUGUGCUUAUGUUAAUAUUUAGGCCCAUCCGUAACUAUUUCAUAUUUCUAGGAUUUGUGUAAGUCAAAUUCAGUUCAUGAAGGGGAAUAUUUUUAACCCAUACCUCAGCGAAGCACAACUUUAUGAAAGUGAAAUUUUUCUAGCAAGAAAGUAUUCCUGAAGCUCACAGCUCCAGGAGGUAUGGUUGGCAGUCACCGAGUACUGCUGUAAGUGUUUGUUCAAAUAGCAUUUCAAAGGCAUGUAUGAAUAGGCUGGUAAUAAAACAAGUCAACUUUCAGUUUAGAAAUUUGUGUGUGUUUUUAAAACAGGGUGAAACUCGCAUUUCUUCUGUCCAAAAAGAGUAAUAGUUAGGAAGAGGAAUAAAAUCUCUUGUUGGACAUUGAGAAACUUUUGCCAUUGGAAGUCUUUUUAAUGACCUGGGUGAAAUAAGUCAUAAUUCUAUUUCAGUGCCUGGUAAGGAUAUUACAUUCUCCAGGGGAAUUAUUUGCUCUUAUUAGUACAUCUUGUCCUUUUGGAUUAAGUGAUCAUGGGGGUAAGGGGGGGGGGUUCGUGGUCUAUCUUGAUACCAAUCCCAUGGUGAUAGGAAAACACUUCUACUUGUUUGGCAUCUGUUCUCCACAAAAUCAAAAUUGGUAUAUUGAGCUGAGAUGAAAAAGUAUAGUUUAAAGGCAGUCAAGGAGACUUUUACAUAGGUGACUAUUACUCUCCAUAGACCGACUUUUAUACUUUGAAGACAUAAGUAGCAGCUUUCUGAAGGCAUCUUGGAGGAAGAACAAACUGGAGGAGUUCAAGUAAUUGAACCACCACUUGUGGCACCUCUGGCUUCCAGUGUUCCCAAAACCAGAAUGCUAUAGAAGAGCCAUGCCUUUUAAAAUUGGCUUUAGCUUUUGUUGCUGUGGUUUUGCCUUAGCUCUUGAAUUUUACAAAGUUGUUUUUUGGUUUUUAUUUUUAUUUCCCCCCCAUCUUUUGGUCUUGAGGAUAACAUUGCUGCUUUUUUUUUUCCAGUCCAGACUUUGUGACAUUCCUCUGGUAGGUGAAGAAUUUAUGUUAUGAUUGUAAUAAUUGUGCAAUAUCUUAAUAAGUGUGAAUGAAUUUGCCUUUCUUAUCUAAUCCAGAAAGUAAAAUUUUAAGGUGCAUUCUCCCUUUUUAAGAUUAGAGUAGUAGUCACCUCACUUUCAAACCUGUGUUGUUCCUCCGGAGGAAAGUUUGAAGGAAUUCCCAUAAGCAGUCAAAAAGUGGAUUCCAGAGCCAGUUUAAAGAAUGCUGUAAUAGAGUGGUCAAAUGUGACCUUCAUUGUACAUCAAAGAAAACAGCUCUUUCUCUAUUAGUUGCAGAUGUUUUUACACAUGCUAUCCAAGAGAAAGGGAGACUGUAUCUUUAAUUUUCUUGACCUGUUUUUUGUGGUGUUUUAAGGAUUUGGAAAUUUCAGUGACUGGUUAUUCUGUUCUAUAAAAAUGGUAUUGGACUUUAAACUGCCAUGUCAUCCUUUAAAUGCGCAUUACAAUAAAGCAAAGAGAAAUGGA